CUGAAAAUACAGUGCAUAAAGAUGAGUACAGCUUUGGAAAAUGGGGCCGGCGACCGUAGACCGGCUCCCAAGCAGAAGACCAUUGAGGGUAUUUAUCAAAAGAAAUCACAGUUGGAACAUAUUUUAUUGCGUCCGGAUACCUAUAUUGGAUCUGUGGAACCAGUAAUGGAAAUGAUGUGGGUCUUUGACAAGGAGAAAGAUAUGAUGGUUCAAAAGGAUAUUAAGUAUGUUCCUGGAUUAUACAAAAUUUUUGAUGAGAUUCUGGUAAAUGCUGCUGAUAAUAAGCAGCGCGAUCCAAAGAUGGACAUGAUCAAGAUUGAUAUUGAUUCUGAAAAUAACACUAUUUCCGUGUGGAACAACGGGAAAGGUAUUCCUGUAGUAAUACAUAAAGAGGAGAAUAUGUAUGUACCUACCAUGAUAUUUGGCCAUCUUUUGACAUCAUCAAAUUAUGAUGAUGAAGAGGAAAAGGUGACUGGUGGCAGAAAUGGUUAUGGCGCCAAAUUGUGUAAUAUUUUUAGUCAUCGUUUUACCGUUGAGACAGCUACAAAGGAAUACAAGAAAUGUUUGAAGCAAACAUGGGGCAAUAAUAUGGAAAAAGCUAGCGAACCUAGGAUUAAAGAAUAUCAUGGAGAAGAUUUCACCAAGGUCACAUUUUCGCCAGACUUGACAAAGUUUAAAAUGCAAUCUCUUGACAAUGAUAUUGUGUCUCUUAUGUCUCGAAGAGCAUAUGAUGUAGCUGCAUCCAGCAAGGGCGUCAAGGUUUAUCUCAACGGAAGCCGUAUUCCAAUAAAGAAUUUUAAGGAUUAUGUUGAUUUUUACAUUAAAGGGAAAGAGGAUGAUGUUGGUAACUCGUUGAAAAUUGUAUAUGAGAAUUGUGGUCCACGCUGGGAAAUUGCUCUCACUUUAUCUGACAAAGGAUUUCAGCAAAUGUCAUUUGUAAAUAGUAUCGCGACAACGAAGGGUGGCAGACACGUCGAUCACGUGACCGAGUUAAUAGUCAAACAAUUGAUAGAAACAUUGAAGAAGAAAAAUAAGGCUGGCAUAGCCAUUAAACCGUUUCAAAUCAAGAAUCACAUGUGGAUUUUUGUCAAUUGUCUAAUCAACAAUCCUACCUUUGACUCACAAACUAAAGAGAACAUGACUCUACAGGCGAAAAGUUUCGGCUCCAAAUGCACGCUCACCGAUAAGUUUAUCGCUUCAAUUACGAAAAUCGGAGUUGUGGAGGCAGUGCUAACCUGGGCGAAGUUUAAAGCCGAUAGCCAACUUGAGAAAUUGGGUCCUAAGUCAAAACAAAGAAAACUUCAUGGUAUACCAAAAUUGGAGGACGCCAAUGAUGCAGGAACUGGAAAGUCAUUGGAAUGCACUCUCAUAUUAACUGAGGGAGACUCAGCCAAAACAAUGGCUGUGUCCGGUAUCGCUUCCAUAGGCAGAGAUAAAUAUGGCAUAUUUCCAUUAAGAGGCAAAAUGUUAAACGUAAGGGAGGCUACUCACAAACAAAUCUUGGAAAAUGCUGAGAUCAACAAUUUGAUCAAAAUCCUUGGUCUUCAAUACAAAAAAAAAUACGAGAGUCGAGAUGAUUUAAAAACAUUGCGCUAUGGAAAGAUGAUGAUUAUGACUGAUCAGGAUCAGGAUGGUUCACAUAUCAAAGGUCUCUUGAUUAAUUUUAUCCAUCACAAUUGGCCAUCAUUGUUGCAAUUAAAUUUUGUCGAAGAGUUCAUUACGCCUAUCGUGAAGGCUACUAAGGGUAGCCAAAGUUUAUCUUUCUUCUCAUUGCCAGAAUUUGAAGCAUGGAAGAAGGAUACAGAAAAUUUUCACACAUAUAAAAUCAAAUACUACAAAGGUUUGGGUACUUCCACCGCCAAAGAGGCGAAGGAGUACUUUGAAAAUAUGGCCAGACACAGAAUACGCUUUCGAUACGAGGGCGACAGAGACGAUCAAAACAUCAUCAUGGCAUUCAGUAAGAAAUGCGUCGAUCAACGUAAGGAUUGGCUGAUGAACCAUAUGAAUGAAACAAAGAGGCGAAAGGAGAUCGGCCUCGGUGAACGUUAUCUUUAUGAAAAGGACACACGCACUGUCUCCUUUUCGGACUUUAUCAAUGUCGAGCUGGUAUUAUACAGUAAUUACGACAACGUAAGGUCCAUACCGAAUAUGAUUGACGGCUUUAAACCGGGCCAGAGGAAAGUGAUAUUUACCUGUUUAAAACGGAAUGACAAACGUGAAGUAAAAGUGGCGCAAUUGGCGGGCUCGGUCGCCGAGCACUCAGCUUAUCACCACGGCGAGACAUCUUUGAUGGCGACUAUAAUUAAUCUUGCUCAGAAUUUCGUCGGCAGCAACAAUAUUAAUCUUCUACAGCCUAUUGGUCAAUUCGGUACAAGACUCGCUGGAGGAAAAGACGCUGCCAGUCCGAGAUAUAUUUUCACGAUGCUUAGCCCACUAGCAAGGUAUAUAUUUCACAAACACGACGACGCCCUAUUAAAACACGAAUACGAUGAUAAUCAAAAGAUUGAACCUGUAUUUUACGUACCUGUGAUUCCUAUGAUAUUGAUAAACGGCGCCGACGGCAUCGGCACCGGAUGGAUGACAAAGAUUCCGAACUACAAUCCUCGUGAAAUUAUUGAGAAUCUACAUAGGAUGAUGGACGGCGCGGAUCCAAAACCCAUGUCACCAUACUACAAAAAUUUCAAAGGCGUCGUGGAGAGUUGUGGCGAUUAUCGUUACGUUAUAAGCGGAGAAAUAUCAGUAAUUGGACCAGAUAAGCUGGAAAUCACUGAACUUCCUAUCGGUACAUGGACACAAACAUAUAAGGAAACUGUGUUGGAACCCAUGUUACAUGGAACUGAUAAAACACCAGCUGUCAUCACGGAUUACAAAGAGUACAAUACAGAUACGGCAGUGCACUUUAUAGUAAUUUUAAAUCGUGAUAAAUUAUUGGAGCUAGAAAGAGAGGGUCUUCAUAAAGCGUUUAAACUCCAAACAACUACGACAAUAACGUCCAUGUGCGCAUUCGACGAAAAUCAAUGUUUGAACAAAUACGAAAAUGUGGUACAGAUAUUGAAAGUGUUUUAUAAAGUACGUCUAGAGAAUUAUCACAAGAGGAAAGAUUACCUAGAAGGGAUUUUAAAAGCGGAAUCAGCCAAGCUGUCAAAUCAGGCUCGCUUCAUUCUCGAGAAGUGCGACGGCACUUUAGUGAUAGAAAAUAAAAAGAAAAAGGACAUGAUAGCGGAAUUGAUCAGACGCAAUUACGAUUCGGAUCCGGUCAUAGUUUGGAAAUUAUCACAAGAUAGGGAGCAAGUAUUGGAAGAUCAAGAAGAAGUAGUGAACGAUGACGGUGACGAGACUACUCCGACUGCAACGGCGAUAGAGAAAGAGAAUUUUGAUUAUCUUCUCGGAAUGACUAUGUGGAGUCUGACGAAAGAAAAAAAGGAUGAUUUAUUGCGACAACGGGACGAAAAGAUAGGGGAGUUAAAGAGACUGCAAUCCCGCACCCCGAUCUCUUUAUGGAAAGAGGAUCUGGACAAUUUGUUGGCUGAGUUAAAUAAGUUGGAAGAAAAGGAGCAGAAGGAAGACAACAAAUCGAAACGAAACGACAAAAAACCGCCUUCUAGAUUCUAUAAAAAUGAAGAUACUCGUCGCAUAAUUCCCGUCAUUGACAUUGAAUUGAAGAAGAAGAUAGAAAAGGCGGACAUCGUAUCGAAGGAUAAGAAGGAAGGUAUAAUAAAGAAGUCGAGGACAAAGAAAGAACCAAUCUCUGUGGAGGAGAAAAACGAAUUUGAUGCGUUAGCUGAUGCUAAUUUCAAACCUCUCGACGAUAGGCUUGGAAUGUCUCCCGAGAAAUUAGAAAAGAAAGCAGCUGCAAAAAAAGGUUUGAAGCAAUCGACGUUGCAGUUCAAGCCGAUCAAAAAAGGAGCGAAGAAGAAGAACAAAGAUUCGGACGAUAGUGACGACAUCGAUUUCGGUAGCAUUUCGCCACUUCCACAACGGUCGACUCGCAGAGUUACAGCCAAGAAGAAUUUUUAUAAUUACGAGGACAUGAACAGUGAAGAUUCGAACGAUGACAAUCGCGAUAUGUUCAAUCCCUCUUCUGACUCCGAACAAGUAUCCAAUAAGAAAGAUUUUAUUGUGGCAUUAAGCGAUUCCGACGACAACUUUAAACCAAGCAAGAAACCGCCCCAACCAACACCAACUUCGGAAGAACUAUUCGAUUCGUUAGUCGGCAAUUCUUCUUUGGAAAACCAACAAAAACCUAAUAUAAUAUCCUCGUCCGGGGAAGACUCUCCUGUAAAGUUUACGCCGCCUAAAAAGGCACCUGCUAAGAAGAAAACCGAGAACGACAAAGGAAUGAAAAGAAAGGCGAAGAAAAAGUCAAAAUCGUCCGAAGAUUCCGACACGGACGAGAUAUUUACUAAGCAAACUCAGACGAAGAAGAAAAGAAAGAAAUCUGAUUCCGACGAAGACGUGGUAACGGAUGAUUCGCCAUUACUGCCGCCACGCAAGACAGUCGGUCGAGUUCGGAAGCCUAUAUCUUACGCGGUCAAGUCGGACGAUGAAGACUCAGAUUGAACGUUGUCUUGUUCGCGCCUUGCCGAAGACGAGUGUGAUCGACUAAAGUAUAGUUUAAAGCGUAAAUCUAUCAAAGCAAGGCGAAUGGGAUCGUUAUGAAGAGACAAGUUUCAUCACACAAAUUUAGAAAGAUUUUAUCUUCACUGAGAAUGUCGGUCGUGACACUAGUAGUAAUUUUACGUGGAGUGCGUACUGGAAUCUGCCAAACGCGUAUUAAAAAUGUUUGUCAAAGUAUUUAAUCGAAUUAUAACUCGGAAGAUUUACUCGAGCGACAUUCAAAUUGAGGUCUUUUUGGAAAAAACACUUGCAACCUUGUAUAUAUAAGUUUACUACUCGAAUAUGCAUAGUGUUGUAAAUGCGAGUAGAGUUUCGCGUAACUAAUAAACGCUGUGGACGGCGCUACAGGACGUAUAGGUGUAUUCAGAAUAUUCACACGAAUCUCAUCGCGUGAUUUGAGUCCUUCCCAAAAAGUUUGUCUAUUAACGAAGAUUGUAUAUUGUGUUAUAUUUAUGAUAUAUCAAUUAUUUCACAUGUUUAAUGUCGUCCUCUUAAAAAAAAAAAAAAAAAAAAAAAAAAAAAAAAAAAAAAAAAGUUACAAAAAAACACGAAAUCAGUUGAGAAAAUACGUGGCUCAUAUCUUGCGAAGAGAACGUCCAGCACUGUCUACGCUAGAUAGAUUAAUUAGCACCGCGCAUUGCGAAGGGAGCGGUCCUUUCCAGAAAUCACGAUUAUCGCACAAUCGUUGCACACACAGUCGUGUUACACUUCUCGCCGCCGAAAUCUCAUUUGUCUUCGGUAAAACUUGAAUAAAAAAGAGACGUAUACUGAUCCCGGAAAAUGUUUUAUAAAAAAUGAAAAGAAAGAAAAAUAUGAAAUAUACACAAUUUUUAAAUAUAUUUUUACAUACGCGUCACAAUAUGGUUUUUUUUCAGGUUAUCUAAAAGACUAAAGAAAAUUAUAUAUACACAGCGGUAAAUGUCUAUUAUACAUAUAUACAUAGAACGGAUCUUACGGCUAAUGCGGCGCUCAAAUAUCGGUUAAGCGAAAACUGUCGGACGUUUUAUUUUUAACUUUAUACUGACCACACGUAGAAUAAAAUAAGUUCACUUCGUGCUCGUUUUUCAAUGUAAGUAACAAAGAAGUUUGUAGAUUUUAAAAUGCUGAGCGCGAGAGUCCAUACGAUAUAACAAGAACAGAGAAUCGUAAUUGAAACUACAGUCAGGAAAAAGAUCGACGUGAAGAAGCGAUAGCUAUAAUUAAUUUCCCUGAUAUAAUUAGGUUCCUCCUCCUCUCUUGUGUACAAUUGAUAUUUUUUCGCAAUUAUAUAAUUCAUAUAUGAAAUUGAGGAAUAAUUGACUUUCGCGGUUAUUGGUGUUCAUUAAAAUUCAAUUUCUGACUGUACAUACAUCUACUAGCUCUGUGUAAUCGUUCAUUCGUAGAAUAAGAACAAGAAGAAUUAAUGAUUGCAAUUAGCGCGGCGAUCUUGCACUUGCUAAAGUGAGUAUAUCUUAAUACAGAGAGCAGAUUAUAUAAAUUUUCGAAACCACUGGACCAUAUCCCUUGCGCGCGCGCGUUCUCAGUCUAAUCAAUACUUUGUAUAUCUUCAGCAAUUUUCAUUUUUAUAUAAUUCGCAUACACGAAAUAGGUAUAUAUAUCAAUAAAAUGUUUUAUCUUUU
Formica exsecta is the source of this 6236-nucleotide messenger RNA. RefSeq names its product DNA topoisomerase 2 (gene Top2). Gene Ontology annotation, biological process: DNA topological change; resolution of meiotic recombination intermediates; sister chromatid segregation. Gene Ontology annotation, cellular component: nucleus. Gene Ontology annotation, molecular function: ATP binding; DNA topoisomerase type II (double strand cut, ATP-hydrolyzing) activity; DNA binding. Bases 22 to 4560 code for a protein of 1512 amino acids. NCBI's taxonomy places the organism in Eukaryota, Metazoa, Arthropoda, Insecta, Hymenoptera, Formicidae. The record is from RefSeq and is a predicted model, not a curated record. The transcript has 22 exons.